Molecule: messenger RNA, 1875 nt
Organism: Nothobranchius furzeri (turquoise killifish)
Lineage: Eukaryota; Metazoa; Chordata; Actinopteri; Cyprinodontiformes; Nothobranchiidae
Product: cytochrome P450 2F2
Biological process (GO): xenobiotic metabolic process
Cellular component (GO): cytoplasm; intracellular membrane-bounded organelle
Molecular function (GO): oxidoreductase activity, acting on paired donors, with incorporation or reduction of molecular oxygen, reduced flavin or flavoprotein as one donor, and incorporation of one atom of oxygen; heme binding; iron ion binding
Source: RefSeq, a predicted model, not a curated record
GCAUCAGAGAGGGUGUUAACCCAGUCAAACAGGCCAGGACCGCCCGUGCUAGACAGGAUUUGGAGUUGGUGCUAUGGUCUGCAGCUAAAGAAGAAUGGCGUUGGAGUGUUUUGCCUAAUUUCUUCUGGUUUCAGCUGCAGCUCCAGCCCGGUACCAGGGUGUGACACAGCCGGAGCUGAGCAGGUUAACCACCUGAUCUCAGCAGACAGACCACCAUGUUUGUGUCAAUCGUUCUGCUGUGGAUCUCCAUUUGCUUCAUCCUCCUUCUACUUAAAUCUCGGAGACCCAAGAAUUUCCCACCCGGACCCCCAGCCUGGCCCGUCCUGGGGAAUCUUGUGCAUCUUACCUCAGAGGAUCCUUUGAUGAACUUGGAGAAACUGAGACAGUCUUACGGAAACGUCUACAGUCUGUUCCUCGGUUCCAAGCCAGCUGUAGUCAUCAACGGGGUCGAGGCGAUGAAGGAGGCGAUGGUGACCAAGGCUGCUGACUUUGCUGGAAGGCCUCAAGACUUGUUUGUCAGUGAGCUCACUCAGAGGAAAGGUACGAUCAUGGCUGAUUACGGCUCAACCUGGAGGGAGCAUCGCCGCUUUAAUCUGAUGACUUUGAGGAACUUUGGUCUUGGAAAGAAUUCUAUGGAGGAUCGAAUUCAUGAAGAGCUGCAGCACACCGUUAAAAUCCUGGACCAGAGCGCUGGUGAAACUCUGAGUCCUCAGGUUAUGUUUCAUAACGUCGCCUCCAACGUCAUCUGUAAGAUUCUGUUUGGUACGCGUCAUGAGUACGAUGAUGAAAGCAUCAAAGUGAUGAUUCAGUGCUUCACUGAGUUGAAUAAAGUAGCAAAUGGACCUUGGGCCAUGCUCUACGACUCUGUUCCUUUAGUUCGGUUCCUGCCACUGCCGUUCAGAAGGGCCUUCAAGCUGAUGGAGACUUUUCUGAGUUUUGCAGUCAGUCGGGUGAACGAGCACAAGGAGAGCAGAAUCCCCGGAGAACCACGAGAUUUCAUCGACUGUUACCUGGAUGAGCUGGACAAGAAGAACGACGAGUCAUCGUUUUCAGAGGAACAACUCGUCAGACAGCUGUUUGAUCUUUACCUUGCUGGAACCGACACCACCGCCAACACGCUCCUCACAGCGUUCCUCUACCUGAUGAAUCACCCUCAAAUACAAGAGCGAUGCCAGCAGGAGAUCGAUCAGGUGUUAGGAGGAAAGGAUCGGGUCACCUUUGAGGACAGACACAACAUGCCUUACAUGCAGGCUGUGAUCCAUGAAGUCCAGAGAGUCGCCAACACGGUUCCACUCAGUGCCUUCCACUGCACAACUAGAGACACAGAACUGUUGGGAUACUCCAUUCCCAAGGGAACGAUGAUCAUCCAGAACAUGAUCUCUGUGCUGAAGGAGGAGGGUCAGUGGAAGUUCCCUCAUGACUUCAACCCUGAGAACUUCCUGGACGAGCAGGGGGAGUUUGUCAAACCAGAGGCCUUCAUGCCUUUCUCUGCAGGAUCUCGGGUGUGUCUUGGAGAAGGUCUGGCUCGUAUGGAGCUCUUCCUCAUCACCGUGACUCUUCUGAGGAAAUACAAGUUCAUCUGGCCGGAGGACGCUGGUGAACCAGACUACACGAUGGUCCUUGGAGGAACUUCAACUCCAAAACUUUAUUCCAUGAAGAUCCAACUGAGGUCCACUCAGUAAAGUCCUGCUUGUUUUUUUUUUUUGUUUUUCUGCAGGAAACUUCAUUUUUUUCUUUGCCUCCUGUUUCUGUCCCAUUACUUUCCAGUUUGCUUUGUAAUAGACAGAAAAUUUAAAUUUCAUCAGUUUUGGGAUUUCUAGUCUAUCAAGUUUAAAACAGGGUGUAAAUAAAACAAUUACUUAGGUUUUACAGUGA